Molecule: messenger RNA, 576 nt
Organism: Sardina pilchardus (European sardine)
Lineage: Eukaryota; Metazoa; Chordata; Actinopteri; Clupeiformes; Clupeidae
Gene: gngt2b
Product: guanine nucleotide binding protein (G protein), gamma transducing activity polypeptide 2b
Exons: 3
Coding region: 132-341 (69 amino acids)
Biological process (GO): G protein-coupled receptor signaling pathway
Cellular component (GO): heterotrimeric G-protein complex
Molecular function (GO): G-protein beta-subunit binding
Source: RefSeq, a predicted model, not a curated record
GGCAGACACAGGAGGAGGACGAGGAAGGGACGAGAGAGAAGGGACGCUCGCGCACGCAGCUCCCGCUCCUCUCUCCGGACACUGAUCCCCACUUUUCUGACUGUUGGGAGGGACUCUGAUCAACAGGCAGGAUGGCUCGGGAUAUGGCCGAGAAGGACAUCCUGAAAAUGGAGAUUGACCAGUUGAAGAAGGAAGUCAGCACGCCCAGGACAGCGAUCUCUGCUUCUGCCAAAGAGACGAUCGAAUGGGUGGAGGCCCAGUCUGGUGAAGAUCCCCUCAUGAAGGGUGUCCCUGAUGACAAAAACCCGUUCAAGGAGAAGGGUGGCUGUACUAUUACAUAGCACAGGCCCUGUCUAGAACAGGGCGAAGUCUGUCAAUAUCUCUUUUUGUAUUUCGGUUCCUUGGGACUAGUCAGUUUCGUCGUGGAUCCUAGGGUGAUUUCGGAUGUCCGCUGUUCAAAACAUGUACAUGUGUGUGUGGUGGAGAGGCUCUGUUAGAGUUCAGUCUGAUUUGUAUUACUGUGUCCCACGAUGUGACUGGUGUUUGUCUUUGUAAAAUAAAAGCCACUUAGCUAUG